CGUUUUUUCAAACUCGCACAAUCCUCACUGAUCAUCACUUUCACUUUACUCUUUGAUUUGUCGUUUUUCUCUUUGUUAGCUUCUUCCUGCUCGGUGUCUAUCAAGAUGGGAAAGUUCUGGACCCUCAUCACCCAGCUUCAUUCUCUUUCCGGGCCUGUGCUCACGUUAUUGUACCCCUUGUAUGCAUCGGUGAUGGCCAUAGAGAGCGCGUCGAAGCUGGAUGACGAGCAAUGGCUUGCUUAUUGGAUCCUAUACUCCUUCCUCACCCUUGCUGAAAUGGUUCUGCAACCAGUUCUAGAAUGGAUGCCAUUUUGGUACGAUGUGAAGCUGCUGUUGGUGGCAUGGCUGGUUCUGCCACAGUUCAAAGGAGCUGCAUUCUUGUAUGAAAGGUUUGUGAGAAAACAUAUCAGGAAGUAUGUGACUGAGAGAGCGCAUCACCACAGUAGGUCACCUAAUGGUGGCAAGGCCUAGAAGUUCGUGAAGUUUAUCACCCCCAAGAAAGGAGAUCAGGAGGCCUAUUGAAGGAGCCAUGCAUGCAUGCAUAGCGAUCCUCAGUCACUUCGCUCCUUCGGCUUCGCCUUUGCUUGGUUUUAACUUUUAUUAUACUGUUAAAUAUGACUUCUUGUUGACUUUGUUAACCUUCUUGUAUCAUGUAAUGCAAUGUAAUUUCCAACACGCCCAUGAAUUCUAUCAUUUGCUUGUUUCAUAGCUCAUGUACGUCCAUAUACCUCCCGGGAAGAUGGACUCUGUUCAGACGUUUCCAAUAAUCCAACCUUAUAUUAAUUA
Messenger RNA from Prosopis cineraria, 786 nucleotides. Its product is annotated as HVA22-like protein e. The coding region runs from base 106 to 471 and encodes 121 amino acids. The record is from RefSeq and is a predicted model, not a curated record. Lineage: Eukaryota; Viridiplantae; Streptophyta; Magnoliopsida; Fabales; Fabaceae. The transcript has 5 exons.